UGCACUUCUGAUCAAGAAUGGUGCUAGUGUUACAGCAGAAUGCAAGGACGGAUUGACGGCAUACAUCUAGCUUGUCAGAAUGGACAUGAAUCUGUAGCCGCACUUCUGAUCAAGAAUGGUGCAAGCAUUACAGCUGAGGACAAGGACGGAUUGACGGCAUUACAUCUAGGUUGUCAGAAUGGACAUGAAUCUAUAGCUGCACUUCUGAUCAAGAAUGGUGCAAGUGUUACAGCAGAAUGCAAGGACGGAUUGACGGCAUUACAUCUAGCUUGUCAGAAUGGACAUGAAUCCGUAGCCGCACUUCUGAUCAAGAAUGGUGCAAGUGUUAAAGCAGAAUACAAGGACGGAUUGACGGCAUUACAUCUAGCUUGUCAGAAUGGACAUGAAUCUGUAGCCGCACUUCUGAUCAAGAAUGGUGCAAGUGUUACAGCUGAGGACAAGGGCGGAUGGACGGCAUUAUAUCUAAGUUGUCAGAAUGGACAUGAAUCUGUAGCCGCACUUCUGAUCAAGGAUGGUGCAAGUGUUACAGCAGUAACGACACAUGGAGUGACGGCACUACAUCUAGCUUGUGACAAUGGUCAUGAAUCUGUAGCCGCACUUCUGAUCAAGAAUGGUGGAAGUAUUACAGCUGUAAAUAAGAAAAGACGGACGGUAUUACAUCGAGCUUGUCAGAAUGGACAUCUGAUCAAGAAUGGUGCAAGUAUUACAGCUGUAAAUAAGAACAGACGGACGGCAUUACAUCUAGCUUGUCAGAAUGGACAUGAAUCUUUAGCUGCACUUCUGAUCAAGAAUGGUGCAAGCAUUACAGCUGUAAAUAAGAACAGACGGACGGCAUUACAUCUAGCUUGUCAGAAUGGACAUGAAUCUGUAGCCGCACUUCUGAUCAAGAAUGGUGCAAGCAUUGCAGCUGAGGACAAGGACGGAUUGACGGCAUUACAUCUAGCUUGUCAGAAUGGACAUGAAUCUGUAGCCGCACUUCUGAUCAAGGAUGGUGCAAGUAUUACAGCAGUAACGACACAUGGAGUGACGACACUACAUCUAGCUUGUCAGAAUGGACAUGAAUCUGUAGCCGCACUUCUGAUCAAGAAUGGUGAUGGUGCAAGUGUUACAGCAUUAACGAGACAUGGAGUGACGGCACUACAACUAGCUUGUCAGAAUGGACAUGAAUCUGUAGCCGCACUUCUGAUCAAGAAUGGUGCAAGUGUUACAGCUGAGGACAAGGGCGGAUGGACGGCAUUAUAUCUAGGUUGUCAGAAUGGACAUGAAUCUGUAGCUGCACUUCUGAUCAAGAAUGGUGCAAGUGUUACAGCAGUAACGACACAUGGAGUGACGUCACUACAUCUAGCUUGUGACAAUGGUCAUGAAUCUGUAGCCGCACUUCUGAUCAAGAAUUGUGCAAGUAUUACAGCUGUAAAUAAGAAAAGACGGACGGUAUUACAUCGAGCUUGUCAGAAUGGA
Haliotis rufescens (red abalone) is the source of this 1458-nucleotide messenger RNA. Its product is annotated as ankyrin-3-like. Gene Ontology annotation, cellular component: nucleus. Gene Ontology annotation, molecular function: protein binding; transcription cis-regulatory region binding. The annotation marks the transcript as partial. The record is from RefSeq and is a predicted model, not a curated record. The transcript has 3 exons. Lineage: Eukaryota; Metazoa; Mollusca; Gastropoda; Lepetellida; Haliotidae. Gene Ontology annotation, biological process: positive regulation of transcription by RNA polymerase II.